Molecule: messenger RNA, 1458 nt
Organism: Colletotrichum spaethianum
Lineage: Eukaryota; Fungi; Ascomycota; Sordariomycetes; Glomerellales; Glomerellaceae
Product: L-fucose-proton symporter
Exons: 4
Coding region: 1-1458 (485 amino acids)
Biological process (GO): transmembrane transport
Molecular function (GO): transmembrane transporter activity
Source: RefSeq, a predicted model, not a curated record
AUGUUCGGCAAGAACCAGGAGCCAGAGGUGGCCGAGGUGCUCGAGCAGCACCGGCCCAGCGCGGUCGAGGCGACCCAGAACCAGCAUCGCAUGUCCGUUUCCAACAGAGGCCUCACGGGCGCUUCAGCCUUGACUGUCAGACAGUCCAUCGUGCCCAUUACUCUGGUCACCGUCCUCUUCUUCCUUUGGGGCUUCGCUUACGGCCUCCUCGACGUCCUCAACUCCAAGUUCCAGAUCGCCCUCAACAUUACCGCCGCUAAGGCUGGCGGUCUCCAGGGCGCCUACUUUGGCGCCUACUUCAUCGGCCCCCUGACCUACUCGGGCUGGAUCGUGCGCAAGUUCGGCUACCGGUGGACCUUCAUCACGGGCCUGUGCAUCUACGGCGUCGGCGCCCUCAUGUUCUGGCCCUCGGCCGUCUACCGCUCGUUCCCCGGCUUCUGCGGCUCCCUCUUCAUCGUCGGCUCCGGUCUGUCGACGCUCGAGACCUCGGCCAACCCCUUCAUCGCCACCUGCGGACCCCCGCGCCUCUCCGAGUUCCGUCUCGAGCUCAGCCAGUCGUUCCAGGCCGUCGGCUCCGUCAUCGCCCCGCUCCUCGCCGCCCGCGUCUUCUUCUCCCACACGGAGCCGAACGACUUGUCCAAGGUGCAGUGGACCUACCUCGGCAUCGCGGGAUUUGUCUUCCUGCUCGCCCUCGUCUUCUUCUUCGCCAACAUCCCCGAGGUCACUGACGCCGAUAUGGCCCUGCAGGCCGAGAUGAGCGCCGGCCUCACCGGCUUCGUCGACAAGCCGCUGAGGAAGCAGUACAAGCUCUUCUUCGGCGUCGCCGCCCAGUUCUGCUACGUCGGCGCCCAGGUCGCCGUCGCCUCGCAGUUCAUCUCGUACGCGGUCGAGUCCGCCGGCCUGUCGCACUCCCAGGCCAGUGACCGGUACGCCAUCGGCCAGGGCCUCUUCGCCAUCGGGCGUUUCGCGGCCGCCGGCCUGAUGAUGGUCGUCAAGCCCCGUCUCGUGCUCAUGGUCUUCAUGACGGGCAUCAUGGUCUUCAUCGCGCUCGCCAUCGGCGUCAAGGGAGAGGCCGGCGUCGCCAUGCUGUCGCUGGUGCUCUUCUUCGAGUCGUGCAUCUUCCCGACCAUCUUCACGACGGCGAUCCGUGGCCUGGGCAGGCACACGAAGCGGGGUAGCUCCUGGAUAGUUGCAUCGGUCUGCGGUGGUGCCCUUUUCCCCAGUCUCACUGGACUUCUCGCCGACUCCAAGGACUACCACAUUGCCAUGGUCGUGCCUCUCUGCGGCUUCAUCGUGGCCUUUGCCUACCCCGUCUUCCUGAACACUGUCUGGAAGGCGGAGCUGGACGGCUUCAGUGCCAGCAAGAUUGGCUACACCGACGAGCAUGGCAUCAUCGGCGACGCCGGACGAGAGGAAAUCAUUUCUGAGAAGUCGACUUCCAAGCACUUGGAGGCAUAA